CAGUUGUGAGUUUAUACUUGAGUACUUCAUACGUUUUAUAAGUUUUAAUAUUUAGCAUUUCGUCUUGAAGACUAAAGCUUCCAGCUACCUGUUGAAUGAAAAUAUUAUAAUACUAUAUUUAUUUUUUAAAUUCAUUGAAUAGCAGCCAAAUAAUAAAACUAAUCACAUAACUUUCUAAAGACUGAUUUCUACCAUAUUAUUGUUAUGCCGCCAAAAAAAAACGCCAACACCAAGGGUCCCAAGAGCACUUCAAAAGCAGACGAUGAGGGCAAAGGAAAGGAGAAAAAAGGAGGUUCAGCUGUUAAAGUGAGACACAUUCUGUGUGAAAAACAGUCUAAAGUGUUGGAAGCUAUGGAAAAACUCAAGGCAGGUGUAAAAUUUAAUGAAGUUGCUACACUAUACAGUGAAGACAAAGCUAGGCAAGGUGGUGAUUUGGGCUGGAUGAUUCGUGGCUCAAUGGUUGGUCCAUUUCAAGAUGCUGCAUUUGCUUUAUCUGUAUCGAGUCUUGCCAGUCCUGUUUAUACCGACCCACCCGUUAAAACUAAAUUUGGUUACCACAUUAUUAUGAUCGAAGGGAAAAAAUGAUAAUUUUUGUUAUUUGUUGCAUUAUGUUCAUUAUCAAAUAGUACUUGUGUUAACUUGCACUACUAAUUGAGGAAAAACUGUAUAAAAUAUGUAUUUACAUGCGUAAGUAUAAAAUGUGUCACUGUGUAAGUGCAAUAAACUAAUUUUUAUCUACAAUA
Molecule: messenger RNA, 743 nt
Organism: Metopolophium dirhodum (rose-grain aphid)
Lineage: Eukaryota; Metazoa; Arthropoda; Insecta; Hemiptera; Aphididae
Product: peptidyl-prolyl cis-trans isomerase NIMA-interacting 4
Exons: 4
Coding region: 205-585 (126 amino acids)
Biological process (GO): rRNA processing
Molecular function (GO): peptidyl-prolyl cis-trans isomerase activity; DNA binding
Source: RefSeq, a predicted model, not a curated record